CGCGGCUCUGCGUCUCCUCGGAGCCGAGCGGUCUCCGCUGCGGCCUUCACCAUCCUUUCUUUCCCGGUGCCGGGGGCCCGGCUGACGCCGAGGCCGAAGCCUCCAGCGGCGGGAGGAAAUGGAGGUGGCGGCGGCGGCAGCGCGGCCGGGCGGCAGCGGCUGAGCGGAGGCGGGGAGGCGCCGCCGUUGCCGCCCGCAGCUGGGCGGGGCGGUGGGGGAUGCAGCAGCAGCCGGGGCCGCCUGAGCGGUCCGGCCGCGCUGCCAAGUGAAGCGGGCCGCGGCCGGAGCGGUGCCCCGCCGCUGGGGACCGAGGCUGCGGGGAGAGCGGCGCUGGAGGGCCGGGUAAUAGUGGUGGUUGUUAUGGAUGUGACUGCAAUUCUCUCGUCUUUCUGGUCUCUGAGUCCAGUCCUUGAGGAAGCAACAACUUUAUAUGGCUCAUGUCUGACAACAUGCACCACCAGUGGCUGCUGCUAGCUGCAUGCUUUUGGGUGAUAUUCAUGUUCAUGGUUGCUAGCAAGUUUAUCACUUUGACUUUUAAAGACCCUGAUGGCUACAGUGCCAAGCAAGAGCCAUUGAUACUGACAGCUGUGACAAAAGUGGAAGAGGUACAUGUGCCAGAGAAUAAAUAUUGGCCUGAAAAAUUCCAGCCAACUGGAAAAGCUUUUUCUGGAAAUCUGAUCCGCCAACCCCUGGUUCAUAUGGAAAGACUUGAGCUUCUCAGGAAUGUCUGCAGAGACACUGCAUUGAGAAAUCUCUCUCACACAGCAGUUUCCAAAUUCGUCUUGGACCGAAUAUUUGUGUGUGACAAGCACAAGAUCCUGUUUUGUCAGACGCCAAAAGUGGGCAACACUCAGUGGAAAAAAGUCUUGAUCGUUUUAAAUGGAGCAUUUUCCUCUAUAGAAGAGAUCCCAGAAAAUAUUGUACAUGACCACGAGAAGAAUGGCCUUCCACGCUUGUCCUCUUUCAGUGACUCUGAAAUUAAAAAACGACUGAAUUUAUACUUCAAGUUUUUUAUUGUUAGAGAUCCAUUUGAAAGACUCAUUUCUGCAUUUAAAGACAAGUUUGUGCACAAUCCUCGAUUCGAACCUUGGUACCGGCACGAAAUUGCUCCCGGCAUCAUCCGUAAAUACAGGAAGAAUCGCACAGAGACCAAAGGGCUGCAGUUUGAGGAUUUUGUGCGCUACCUGGGUGACCCAAAUCACCGCUGGCUGGACGUUCAGUUUGGUGACCACAUCAUUCAUUGGGUAACGUACGUGGAACUCUGCGCCCCUUGUGAGAUCACGUACAGUGUGAUUGGACACCAUGAAACCUUGGAGGAUGACGCUCCUUAUAUCUUGAAAGCAGCUGGCAUAGACCAUCUGGUGUCAUACCCCACGAUCCCACCAGGCAUAACAGUGUACAACAGAACAAAAGUAGAGCGGUAUUUUUCGGGCAUUAGCAAGCGAGACAUAAGACGCCUCUACGCGCGGUUCGAAGGGGAUUUUAAACUCUUUGGUUAUCAGGAGCCAGAUUUCUUGCUCAACUGACACCUAGGAUAAGCUCUGAAGAAGCGUCUCAUGGAUUAAUCUAAACCUGUGUGAAUACCAGCUGCAACACUGACAGAGCCGAGAGUGACCGUUUGUUUUCCAGCUUUUUGAUGUCGCUCCAUUUUUCAGUGAAAAAUUUGUCAUAUGAACAAGUAGGGGCUUAUGGUGGUUGUUUAUUGACCAUGUUUUCAACAUGUGACAUUGCAAUCUGUUAGGAAUGAAAUCUCUGUUAUCUGAAGUACAGAAUUCCACUUCUCCCCUCUUCCCUUCAGGAAACAAAGAGGGGGCAAGAAUAGCUGCGAUUGUCCCCUCCCUCUCCCAGACAGAAUGUCAUUUUUAAAAGGUUGUGAAGUAUUUAUAAAGAUAGCAGUUUCACUGCAAGUUAACUCUGA
This is a messenger RNA of Colius striatus (speckled mousebird), 1918 nucleotides long. It is a transcript of the gene CHST10, whose product is annotated as carbohydrate sulfotransferase 10. The transcript has 7 exons. NCBI's taxonomy places the organism in Eukaryota, Metazoa, Chordata, Aves, Coliiformes, Coliidae. The coding region runs from base 438 to 1526 and encodes 362 amino acids. The record is from RefSeq and is a predicted model, not a curated record. Gene Ontology annotation, cellular component: membrane. Gene Ontology annotation, biological process: proteoglycan biosynthetic process; carbohydrate biosynthetic process. Gene Ontology annotation, molecular function: sulfotransferase activity.